AUGGAGAUCGAGAAGCUCUACGUCUACCCCAUCAAGUCCAUGCGCGGCGUCGAAGUCCCCUCCGCCACCCUCACCAAAUACGGCUUCCCCUACGACCGCCGCUUCAUGGUCCUCGCCAAACAAGAAGACAAUGGCGCCCCGACCCUCAAAAACAUCACUAUCGCUCCCAACAACGAGCUCGUCCGCUUCUGGCAAUCCAUCGACUCCUCCACCUCUACCCUCACCGUGACCUUCAAACCCACCGAUGGCGGCGAAGCCAAGUCUAUCGAUAUCCCCUUGGAACCCGACACCGCCGACCUCAAAGUCAUAGACGUAAUGAUGCACAAAUCCCCCACCCAAGCGUACCAAAUGCCCGAUAAAUUCAACACCUUCCUCUCCUCCUGCCUAGGCUACGAAGUCAUCCUCGCCUACAUCGGCGACUACAAGCGCGAAGUCCGCAUGUCGAAUCUCGGCAGCAAACCGAACGACACCUCCACCGGAUCAAGUUGGCUCACCACCCUCACCACCGCCGCCUCAAAGGCCACAAGCAUGGUAACAGGCACCGCCGAACCCUCCACCAUCGCCUUCGCCGACGUCGCCCCCUACCUAAUCGUCUCCUCCAAAUCCAUGGACUCCGUCCUCGCGCGCCUUCCGGCAGACCAACAAAACUACUCCAUCCUGAAAUUCCGCCCCAACAUCAUCGUCUCGGGCGCCAGCGCAGUCUGGGAAGAAGACUUCUGGGCCCAACUAACCGUCGGAGACAGCAGCAGCAGCAAAGCGAAAUUAGAAUGCGAGCACAACUGCUCUCGCUGCCGGAGUAUCAACAUUGAUUAUGACACCGGUGAGCAGGGGAAGGGGGAGCAGGGGAGCAUGUUGAAGAAAUUGGCGAGUGAUCGCCGCGUUGACCCUGGAGCGAAGUGGAGUCCGAUUUUUGGACGGUAUAGUUUUAUGAGCCCGGGGGCCGAGGGGGAGGUGGUGAGGGUGGGGGAUGAGGUUGUGGUUUCGAGAAGGAACGAGGAGAGGACUGCUUUCGAUUGGAAGGGCCUUUCGACUCUGCCGGGUGGUGGGAGGGAAUAG
Messenger RNA from Saxophila tyrrhenica, 1056 nucleotides. RefSeq lists its product as uncharacterized. The record is from RefSeq and is a predicted model, not a curated record. The transcript is spliced from 2 exons. The coding region runs from base 1 to 1056 and encodes 351 amino acids. NCBI's taxonomy places the organism in Eukaryota, Fungi, Ascomycota, Dothideomycetes, Mycosphaerellales, Extremaceae. Gene Ontology annotation, molecular function: molybdenum ion binding; catalytic activity; pyridoxal phosphate binding.